AUGGCAUCCUCAUCACCCUCAGCGCCUCCUCGGCCAACCAUGGCUAGUCCAGCGCUUUCUUCUACCUCCGUCCCGACCAACCUUGAUGCGAACCAACCACACCAAAGUCAUCACCAGCCUCAUCUUCGCGCACGCCUUCACGCACUUCUCCAGCAUACCGAAUCACACUCCGGCUCAAGUCCUGCUCUAUCUCCUACUUCCGAAACCGGGAGCCACCAUCCCACCAAUCCGGAUGCCUUCUCCAGCUCGACAUCGCUCAAUAGUGCCGAUCAUGCUUCACCGUCUUCUCAGAAAUCGAACAGCUCGCCGCUGAAAUGCAAAGCAUCUAAGGGUGCUAUCAGUGUUUUGCAAAACACGACUCAGCCCUCUCCGUCUGCUUCGACAUCGAAGGCUGCUCUUGCUACUUCGCCUCCGCUAAAGCUAGCAGCACUGCCUCGCUCCCUCACUACCUCCAAUCUUGAUCGUGUUGGUGCACGCAGCCCGCGCUCCGGUUCACAUUCUUCGGGCCCAUCCCGUGCUUCGAGUCUCGAUCCAUCCCGUUUCUCGGCCGAUCGAAACGCUCAACCAUCAACUGCUGCAGCACAGGAACGACAAGACGAGUCUCCGAUCAAGCAGAAGCGACAGCGCCCUUCCAUCAAGGUGCGCAUUAUCACCUGGAACAUGCACGACAGCGUGCCCAAAGGUGAUCUUGAGGUCCUCCUUGGCAAAGCAGGUCAAUACGUUCCACCAGACCCAGACUGGGACGUUAGCUACGACAGCGCGGAAGAGGAAUCCGAUACAGAUGGACAACAGAAACCGCGCAAAGGUGCACAUGUCGUCGGCCAAGAGGAUGUGCCAAGAGCCGAUCGUAUUCCUCCACUCCCGCAUGACGACUCGCAUCCGUAUCAUCUUCUUGCCAUUGCCGGCCAAGAGUGUCCAUGGGGAGAUGGAAAGCGCUUAGCAACCUCCGUCGGUAUGGCUGGAGAGCUCGGUGACUUUGGGAAGCAGAAAAAUCGUGCAGUCAAAGACAAGGACAAGGACAAGGAGAAGGAGAAGGAGAAGGAUGCGAGCAAGGACAAGGACAGGGACAAGCCGUCCAGAGCCAAGGAAAAGCAACGGUCCGGCGACAGUGACUCUCUGCCUAGCGCUGCGGCAGAUGAUAGUAAGACAACGCACUCCACCGUCGAUGAGACUCCUGCCAGGGGAGGCGCUAACCUCCCAUCGGACGGCAACAGCUUCCCCUUUCUCUCUGGCCCGUUCUCGAUGGCGCUCCCCGGUCAGCCUCUAACAUCGCCCUGGAUUGGUGGCAGCUCCAUGCCAGGCUUCAGCACACCCCUCAAUGAAGCCGGUACUGAUGAUAAGUCAGCUGUCUGGCCAAACAUUGGUGGCAAGGGCUGGAGCGACCUCUGCGAAGAUUGGCUCGUUCGCAACCAGACCGCAAAGAAGGACAAAGAUCACAAGGAGAAGUCAUUCAUCAGUGGCGCUCGUCUUGCCCGUGCUCUUUCGCAAUCGACCGCCAAGAAAGACUUUGCACUCUCGAAAGGGUCACUCACAGACCAUCACCACAACACGCCAAUGCAGUCCAUGUCUGCUGGCGUUACUCCCGAGCUUUCGCGUGCAGCGAGUCCCAUCGGCAUUCCCAUGAGCGCCAGUGUUCCAGGCACGCCCAAUCAGAGCACCUUUGAGGGGUUCAAUGCGUUCCUUGACGCUCCGAGUCAGUUUCCUGCGGAUCCAUCUGCCAGUUCGGCAAGUGCCGAAAAGCGCAAGCGCCUUGUCCCUAAGCUCAACCUGAAUCCUAUCGAGCUCGUCAAGAAGUCGGCAGCGACAGGUCGCUCUAGCCCUGCAACAUUCACUGAUGCCGAAUGCGUCGCCUCUCCUGUCCUCCUCUCACCCACGGCUCUUCAGCCUAAGAGCGGCCAUCAACUCUUCCAAGUCACACAAGCUCCCGCACCGGCAGCGUCACACGCACAAUCUAGUGACCAUGCCGGCUUGCCGGCUUCCACCAGCGCCGGAGGCUUACUUGCGGUUCCGGGUACACCAGCUAUGAGCCGUAUGAGCUCAUCUCACAGUCUAUACAAGCUCGCAAGUGCUGCCGAUCCGACCUCUCCGUCCGUCUCUCCUGCGGCAACCGAAGUCCAUGUUGAACCGCCAACUCCGUCUCGCACUCCUUCGCCUUACCCAAGCACGGCCAACGGCAGUGGAAUACCGCGGGACUCAGCCUCUCCUGCUCCUCCGGGCGUGGCAAGCAUCAGCCACGAGGCAGCGGGCGCCAAUUCAAAAGGCGAUGAGAGAGCAUUUGCCGAUGCCAUCCCUAAGGCUCUUGGACCUUACGAGCUCGUCAUCAAGGAGCGUAUGAUGGGUUGCUACAUGGCUGUCUACGUCUGGCGCGGCUGCAAGGAUCGAGUGCGGGGUGCAUCUCGAUCGCAUGUCAAGUCAGGUUUGCUAGCUGGUCGUGUUGGUAACAAGGGCGGUGUCGGCAUCUCGCUCAAGCUCGGCACCACCAGACUUCUCUUCGUAAACGCACAUCUUGCAGCGCACGAGGACAAGGUUGCUCUCCGACUUGCAAAUGUCGCCAAGGUCAAGGCAGCGCUCAAAGUCGACUCCUUCCUGGAUUCCAGUGACCCACGGUCUCGACUUGAGGACAUCACUGAGCAGUUCGAUCACACCUUUUGGUUCGGCGAUCUCAAUUUCCGCAUCGACAUUUCGCGUCAGCAUGCUGACUGGUUGAUGAUGAACAAGAAAUACGACCAGGCACUUGCUUUCGACCAGCUUGGUAAGGUGCUCAAAGAAGGUGACGCUUUCAAAGGCUUCAAAGAAGCUCCUAUCAACUUUCCGCCCACCUACAAGUACGACGUACUCAAGACGCUCAAGAUCAAGAGGAACAAGACGUUGACAUCGAUACGGAACGCUGUGGAUAUCCCUGACGCCAACAUAACUGGAGCUGGUAGUUCGAGCAGGCCUGCCACGGCUGACUUGGGUACCACACCUCUUGGCGAAAGUGUCAUACCAGAAGAAGGCGCAGUCAGCUUCGAUGCGCAAGCCGGAGAUGCCAACAUGUCAUACAUAGGGCCAACCGAGCUGGAUGUCGAGGACGUGUCCGCACGUAGCGAAGCAGCGCACGGCAUUUCGCCAAACACAGUGGAUAGCAAGGUGGAGUCUAGCGAAGGGCAGGAUGCUGAUCGUUCGGAUGAGGAUCGCUUUUCGAUCUCUUCAUCCUCCGCAUUCGGUUCGGUCACCUCUUCCUCUGGCCUUGCCAACAACUUCCAUCAGACGCAAGAGGCUCGUCUAUCGCAAGGUGUCGACCCAGCAUUUGUACGCGAGCGCGAGAUCGAACUUCAACGUCAGCGUCAGCUCGCAGAAAACACGAGUGCUGCACAAGGUCCGCGCUUCUUCUCGCAAGGUGCUGCCAUCAAAGCCAAGAUCAAGAUCAUGGAGAUGGUCCGCAGUGCCACCAAUUCGAACCUCAAGGACAAGCUGGGAAACGUUGUGUCAUCGGGCAACCAGCAUGGUGGCGGCAAGAAGAAGUGGCUCAACGUUCUGACUGACUCGCCGAGGAAGGCAAUGAUGCCAGCUUCCUUCUCGAGCGACAACAACUCAAUUGUCGAGUCGGUCAGCUCGAUGCCAUCUUCUGCUGUCGAGUUCUCCUCGUCCACGCUGUACACUGACGAGCAUUCUUUCACGACAGGAGGUCGGAGAGGCAGUCUUUUGUCGAACGACGGCGCUCUCAGUAGUGUUGAUCACGGCGAGACGGCAGGCUUCAGAAGCGGAUGGAGCAUGGAUGGUCAUACCUCAUCCAUUGAUCAUGAGAACGGUAGCAAUGCUUCAGCGCCCGUGCUUGCAGGACCUCGUCGAUCCUCCUUGCAGUUCGCCAAAGCAACCGCUCUUGCAGCUGCAAAAGCACAGAGAGAGGCCAAGUACCCACACUUGACGGGAGCCACGGCGGAGCAGAUCGACUUUCUUGAAGCGCAACCCUACGAUACAAGUGCCAAGCAGAGGGUGCCGUCGUGGUGCGAUCGAGUCUUGUUCCGUUCUACAGUGCCAGUCGACCCUGAGGAUGACGAUGACAGCGAUCAGGCCAAGAUCGGCAAGGCUGAAACCCACGAGACCGGUCUAGGCUCCAGAGUGGGUAGCGCUCUCUCGAAUGCGCUCAUCACGCCGCUACGUCACGCAGCAGAGCGUCGUCACAACAUGCAGGCGCAACGAAGUACUUCAAGUGGCCUUAUCGCAGCCGUUGCAGGCAGCUCUAGCAUCGCUUUUGCGUCAGAACAAUCAAUGGUACCAGAGGCAAGCUUGGUUGACCCAGUCACACGCAAAGGCAGCACGCUUAGACGCGAGAGGUCCAACACCACCACAGCAGCUCCUGUGCCACCAGCGUCGUCGAGCCCUAGGGCAGAGACCCGAACACUAGCUGGUGUCGAACGCACUCGUGCACCUCAUCUUCUGCAGCGAUUCUUGCAUCCCAGUCGCCACCGCCAUCACGCCAAGGCUCUUAGCCCAAGUCUCACCUUCUCGGAUCUCACUCAUGAGCCGAACAAGGAUAACAGCUGGGCCAUCAAGAAUGGUAGCAUGGAUGUGCUUCCCACUUCGGCAAGUCUCGGAUUGGGACUCGGUACAGGUUUAGGCUUAGCCGGGCUGGAGAACAAAGCCAUCAGCACAGUCGAUCUUCCGAGUCAAGUUGAAGAGAGAGACAACAGGUUCGAUGGCGCAGCGAAGAAGCUUACUGCCUCCCCCGUAGUAGGCGAAGUUCAGGCUCGUGUGGUCAUCCCGCCACGCCAAUCUUCCGCCGCUUCAUCACCCGUCAAGCCGAACAACGAGCCAAAGCCUCCGAUUCGCUCCGCUUCCUUCGCAGCUGCAUUGCACAGUAACGGCGCUAGCCCGCUUCCCACUCCACCGUUACCGUCUAGAUCAAUUCCGGCUUUACCUGCCGGUCCUCGUCGCACGUUCUCCUCGCACUCGGCCCACAACCCUCAGCCCAUCACAGACAAGGUUGGGUGGAUGGAUAGCCUUUCCCACCACCUACCAUCUUUCUUUGCUCCUGCCAUCUCUGCUCUGCGCUCCCAUCGUCAUGCUUCGAUCGUCGGCGCUCAUCUUGAGGCAGAGAAGAAAGACGAAGCGGAGAAGGAAGAAGAAGAGAUUGUGGGUCCAAAGAAAGGCAGGAUUGAGUGUCUGCUGUACAAGAGCUUGGACGAUAGAGAGAUGAGGAUUCUGGAAGGUAGAUCUGAUCAUCGGCCGGUCAUUUUUGUUGGUGCUAUCGGCAUCUGA
Molecule: messenger RNA, 5241 nt
Organism: Ustilago hordei
Lineage: Eukaryota; Fungi; Basidiomycota; Ustilaginomycetes; Ustilaginales; Ustilaginaceae
Exons: 1
Coding region: 1-5241 (1746 amino acids)
Biological process (GO): phosphatidylinositol dephosphorylation
Molecular function (GO): phosphatidylinositol-4,5-bisphosphate 5-phosphatase activity
Source: RefSeq, a predicted model, not a curated record